AUGUCCCAAAGAUCAUCUUACUUUACCUACUCCUUAAAGUAUUCCAAUGGUGAUGCGGCAUCGCUGCUGUCCACCGUGCUCCCGCCCAUCAACGAAAAGAAAAAGAGAAAGACGAGGGCCUGUGAUGGCUGUGCUGUAAGAAAGACUAAGUGUGAUGACUCAAGGCCAUGUCGACAUUGUGUCAACAACAAUUUGAAUUGUACGGAACGCCGAGAACGCAAGAAGUCGGGCCCAAAGAAUCUUCGCAAGAAAACCAUCGAUUCCAUCCAGUCCAUCUCAAAAGACUCAAACAGUCACAGUCCUGAACAUGAUGAGGCGAUGAGAAGCUCGGAAUCGAGUAUUUUACAGUCAAUUGAUUUUGUUGAGGUUGCUGAGUAUCUCCGAACGAUUCCCCCGGAGAUCAUGGAGAUAGUUUCAGCAUUUACUGCAAGCUCGGUGUCGUCGACAAUCAUCGAAAACGUGACUGAGCUAGGCCGAGCACCAACGCCUACGGCCAACCUUUCGGCACUCAGCAACGACUCGCUACCCUCAGUUAUGUUUCUUUAA
This is a messenger RNA of Sungouiella intermedia, 546 nucleotides long. NCBI's taxonomy places the organism in Eukaryota, Fungi, Ascomycota, Pichiomycetes, Serinales, Metschnikowiaceae. The record is from the annotation of a GenBank genome assembly.